AUGACAGUCAACCGACCCACUCGGACGCAAGUCGUUCCGCUUGUCAAGCGGCACCAUAAUUUCUCGGUACACUACACAUCCCUCAGAAAGGCCCGGGAGAAACCCCCAGCUGAGCUCUCCAGAGAGAACCUUCAAAGACUCAUGUUGGCCAUCAAACCUCCACGCAAGAGCUCUCCGAAGAUAUCGGUAUACUGUGGUGUUGAGAUCCAGACCUUGGCACGUCUGUACUCAUUAGACUUUCAUCCCAUGAUCUCCAUCGACAUUGCUCCAGCAACUGUUCAAGAGCGCAGUUGCGCUUCGCUUUCUCUAUGUGAGCCCUCGUCUGCUCCGCGUAAUGGCGUUCGCCAUGUACUCGACACGUAUGAGCCCAUGAGAACCCUCCAAGAAUGGCUGUGGAAGAAUCUUCUGGCGGCAUCGAAUAGAAGAAAGCGACCUUGUUCGCUUCGAAUGGAUCAUGAGACUGGUGCCAAAUUCAUACAUGCCGUCCUCAUCAACAGCAACACCAGCCCAAUGGGAGCUAUGCCUCUGUGGCCUCUUUCAGCUACUGCAGGUGAGGCUUCCGUCAAGGUAACCUCUCUCAAUGGUGGUCUUGCCGCCGCGCAGAGUCCACGAUCUUUCGUUGAUCCCUCUGUUCAAGCUCGGGUUGAACAUGUUUACGCUAUGGGUUGGUCAUGCGCAUCUCGACAAAAUAUGCUGCCAUCAGAAGUCUCUCGAAACCCAGUUGCAUUUCUGUCCUCUGACGAUGCCGCCCUAUACACAAAUCCGAAAAGCCAACAAGAACCUCCUCCAUCAACCGGCGAAGAUACAGUGGCUCUUUUAGAUGAUUGCCGAGAAGUCAUUGAACAGAUCUUCGAACGCACUGCGGCUUACCCUGAGGAUUGGUACACAUAUGCCCCCAUGUGGCUGGUCUUGAGGGCGCGAAAGACUCAAUACGAAGACAAGUGCAACAUACUCGAGAAGGCGAGAUUGGAAGACAUACUCACGGGAGCAGCCAAUAACAGGGAAAAGGUCGAACGCGAGGAUAUGCCAGGCUCACCUAUGUCCCUCGCCGACAGAGGCAUUACCUUUAAGGAUGACUCGUCGAUGUCCCUCGCCAAUUUCAGUCCCUAG
This is a messenger RNA of Colletotrichum lupini, 1110 nucleotides long. RefSeq lists its product as uncharacterized. Bases 1 to 1110 code for a protein of 369 amino acids. The transcript has 10 exons. Lineage: Eukaryota; Fungi; Ascomycota; Sordariomycetes; Glomerellales; Glomerellaceae. The record is from RefSeq and is a predicted model, not a curated record.